Messenger RNA from Owenia fusiformis, 2035 nucleotides. Lineage: Eukaryota; Metazoa; Annelida; Polychaeta; Sabellida; Oweniidae. The record is from the annotation of a GenBank genome assembly.
CUCAUUUGGUUAUACUAUAUGUAGUGUGUAGGCAUGGGGGGUUCUGACAUAAAAGCCACCAAAAUAACAAUAAGACUAGAUUUUGACCUGAUACAGAUGAAAGACUUCUAUUUUGAACAAAAUACAUAUUUGGCAAUACAAUAUUAGAUUUACAAGUGCUCAAGCAGGAUGUAAAAAUCUAAAAAUUCAAUAAACCUGGCUGACAUUAUUACACAAAUCAAUAUAAACUAUAAAGAGUAAAACACAUAUGUGAAUCAUCAGUACUUUAAUUCACCUGGGAAUAUAACUCUGUACACCUUUACUUACCUAGCUACUGGGCUAUCAUUUAGCUCGGAAAAUUCUCAUUAGAUACUGAUUUGAUUAUUUAUAGAGGAUGUUGUGUUGGUUAUUUUUCCUGAUGCAGGCAAAAGGUAGCAAUUAAGCUAACAACUAACGCUGCUAGACCUCCAUGUCCCCCAGCAUUCCCAGAUCUGCUCCAGUUCUUUAAAGAUGUACCAGAUCCACAGCUUCAACAACUGAUCAAUUCUGUAAAGCAACGAGCAAAGCACAAUUGCUCAUGUGAAGCAGCAUCAACUAAUAUAGGAAUAUUUAAUGACAACCGUUGCAACGUAUCAUUGAACAUCACCAAACCUGCUCAGUGUCUCCCUGGGUACAUACCUCCUGUGGUUACCACAGCAACCAGCAUUCCAACAACAGUUAUAACAGAAAAAAGUACCUCUGGAAAUAAGAUAGAGGAGACAAUACCAACAACAAAGGGGAAAGUGACAACAUAUAGCACGACAUCUGCCCCAUAUAACCAGACUGAUCUUCUUGCUCUUGUUGACAAAGAUGGUGUUAAUGUUGCUGUGAUUGUCAUAGUGACGAUACUCGCACUGCUGAUUUGUACAUUUAUCGUAGCGAUGGCUCUAUACAGAUAUUGUGUUGGUAAAUGGUGCUGUAGCUGCUGUGGUCUCUGUCCCCAGAAGCCCAAGAACCUAACAUUGGAGAAGAUUCCAGGGGUGUACUAUAUCAACCAUGCUGCCCUUGGAGACAUAAGUAAUGGAUCAUCCCCUCAGGCUCCCGAGGAAGGAUUUGAUGGAAUGGUUGUUUAUGCUAAUCCAUUCAUAACAAGCAAUGGUAAAUCUGGAUUUACAGUAACACCACAAACAGCUGAGGAUAAGAAAAAUCCCAUGUUCAAAGAAAACAAUCCAUCUCUCAAUGGAAGUGUAGCCCAUAAUAACAGCAGUAAGAAAUUUUCUUCAAAUGGAUUCACUCCACAUCGAAAAAUGAAAAACAAGAAAUUACAAAGGCCCAAGAGUGCACUAGAAACACUGAAUCCUGUUGAGAUGGGAUAUUAUGUCAGUGAAAACCCUAGUGCAAUUGAGCGGGAUAAACUGGGUAAUGAUUCCAAUGAUAACAUAUAUUCCAACCAGGCUGCGGUGCUAGAUAUAACUCAGAAUGCUCAGUUCUCAACAGUGGAACGUCAAAACCGACAAAACGUCCAUACAGAACAAAACAUUAAAACCAUGGAUGAUCCAGAUCAAUGGGUGCCCACUAAGAAGAAAAAGAAGGAGAAAAAGAGUAAAAAGGAAAAUCUUGAUGACUUUUGUUAUUCUAACGAUUGGGCAAUGGAGAAUGAAAUAAGUGAAGUGAGCAAGCCAGAGGCAGCAAACCAAACCUACAUUUAGUUCAGACCUUCAAGCAUAGUUAUGUGAUUGACUAAGUGUUGAGAGGGGACUUCAUUUAAUGUGCCUGGUCUGUGUUUUUAUUGUUAAAACAAGAAUAUAUGAUCAAAAGUAUUAAAAUAAGAAUAUAGCUUGAAUUAAAUCCAGAUUAAUGACUCUGGGUUCAAUUAUAUUAUGGAACUACCACUUGAAACUAAUAUGCAGAAUUAUUCAGAAUUCCUGACUGCCACAAACAGUUGAUUGUUUUAUAUUAUUGAAAGGAUUACAUUACAAAUGUGCAUAUCUGUUUCUAGUUUUGCAUCUACCAUAUGUACAUUUGUAUUGGAAAGGAAAGAUAUAAUAGUGGAGCAGAAGCAUCUGAUGCAAGUCUA